AAAGCACGAUCGUAGCAAGUCUCCCCCAUCACAAAAGCUCCCCAGAAAAGCCUGAGACGGAAGCGUAAAGCAAUGUCUUCGUCAUUAGAACAGCUCGAAAAUCAACUGGAAACCUUUAUCGAGAAUGUCCGGCAGAUCGGGAUCCUCGUCAGCGAUUUCCAGCCUCAGGGACAAACCAUCUUGAAUCAGAAGUUGCAAAAUAUGAUUACAAAUAUACAGGACAUUGACAAGUUACGAUCUGCUGUUCAGGAUGUCCAUGUGCCUCUUGAAGUUUUUGAAUACAUUGAUGGAGGGAGAAACCCACAGCUGUACACAAAAGAUUGUAUGGAGAAAGCACUUACCAAAAAUGAACAGGUUAAUGGACGCAUUGAUGCAUACAAAAGGUUUAAAGCAAUGUUGUUGGUUGAACUCUCCCAUGUGUUCCCCAAUGAAAUGACAAGAUAUCGUGCUGUGAGGGAAGAAUUAGGUUAAGGAAUUUGAUAAAAGCUUUAAAAUCCAUAUAUAAUAUCCAAAUCUGAUGUACCCUAACUGUAAUUUAGGAAAUUUUGCAUAUCUCCUUGCUCAAUAUGCUGAAAAGGAAAGGUUGAUGAUGCAGAUUUUCGUAUUUAUUUUGUCAUUGUGAUUAAAAUUAUGUGUGGAGA
This is a messenger RNA of Penaeus monodon (black tiger shrimp), 641 nucleotides long. It is a transcript of the gene MED10, whose product is annotated as mediator of RNA polymerase II transcription subunit 10-like. The transcript is spliced from 4 exons. Gene Ontology annotation, biological process: positive regulation of transcription by RNA polymerase II. Gene Ontology annotation, molecular function: transcription coregulator activity. Bases 73 to 471 code for a protein of 132 amino acids. Gene Ontology annotation, cellular component: mediator complex; chromatin. NCBI's taxonomy places the organism in Eukaryota, Metazoa, Arthropoda, Malacostraca, Decapoda, Penaeidae. The record is from RefSeq and is a predicted model, not a curated record.